Molecule: messenger RNA, 444 nt
Organism: Colletotrichum gloeosporioides
Lineage: Eukaryota; Fungi; Ascomycota; Sordariomycetes; Glomerellales; Glomerellaceae
Exons: 2
Coding region: 1-444 (147 amino acids)
Biological process (GO): protein folding in endoplasmic reticulum
Cellular component (GO): EMC complex
Source: RefSeq, a predicted model, not a curated record
AUGACGUGGAUUUCCCGCUCCAUUGCUGCCUUUGGGCUUGUGUUGCUGGGUCACGCUUGCUAUUCAGCCCAGGAGCAUUCGGCACUACAAUCAUUCCGAGCCGCAUCGCCUUUGUCUUCGUCACCUGAUUCUGCCACGACCUCGCUACCAGCAGACAUCACGAUCGAAACGGCAGUCGCGACCAUUAUCGUUGUACUGGGACUUGUGCUGGGUGCCCCGAACCUUCGACCGAUUCAAUGGCGCGUCUGGGCUGGCAAAAUUGAGAGGGAGGGUGAGGCAGGGUUUCUCAGUGGCAGCGGUGAAGUUGAGAAAGAUUUCGUGGGCAACCCCUUUCGAAUUCUCGAGAGCCGGCCGGGCUUUGUCGAUAUCAGGAAACAGAGGGGCGACUUCGCCAAUUGGGCUAAAGACGACAAGAAGACCCAAGCAACCACUGCCUCGUCAUGA